GCUUGUAUGAUACCCACUAGCACAAGUACUGUGCGAGUACAGUAUCAUUGCGUGUGUGUGAUGCUCCAGUGCGAGACACAGUGCUAGCUAGCACAGUAGUGUAGGGCUGGAUCUUCUGAUUGGUGGGUUUGGUGUCCAUCAUGGCAUGGAAUAUCAAAUUGUUGACCCUGUGUGCUGGGUGGGUAGUCCGGAAUUUCCUUCUCCAGAAGAGGUAUCAUAGAAUAGAAAAAAAAGGGGGGGAGGGGUGAGGAAUACCGGCAGUGGAUCUAGAACGACAUGGCACCCAGGACACGACUCGAGUAUCUGAGAUUCUACCAUACGUCCAGCUGUGUUUACCCUCUCCCCUGGGUGCAUAAGUGGUUUACCCGAGCAUGGCGGUUAAGUUGUUUAGAAAUCUGUGGGUGGUGGUGGUGGCUACGAUACCGGUGUGCUGGUACUUGUAUCGUAUCGUACUUGUAGGAAGGGAGGGCAAUCUACGGAGGGCUGGGACGCGCCAAGGCUGGUACGCUGGGGGAUCGGUAUUUGGAGGGAGAAAAAAGACUUGGAUGGUGGAGUGGGUUGGGGGGAGAUCUGGCGGUGUCUUGUCUCUCGCUGAUGAAUACCGGUACCGGCACCGGCAGUUUCUCUUGAUGGCGGGUAUCAUGGAAUUGGCUCCUGAAACUGGGUUGCCGGUAUUGCACGAGUGCUGGGCUACGGAUGGGAGAGUUUAAUGAUGGUAAUAU
Molecule: messenger RNA, 722 nt
Organism: Tuber aestivum (summer truffle)
Lineage: Eukaryota; Fungi; Ascomycota; Pezizomycetes; Pezizales; Tuberaceae
Source: the annotation of a GenBank genome assembly